AUGACCACCAUGAAAGGAAGCUGCUUCCUCACACUGCUCUUGGCAGGAUUUGGGGUGUUAGGAAUACUGGAGUCAACAACAACAGAAGAUACUCAUUGCCACAGAGCUGAGCACCCAAUUAUUGCAUAUAAAGAAAUUGCCCCUUGGCUAUACGUGUUCAAAGCAGAAGAUGCUGUGGACUUCUCGCAGUUAACAUUUGACCCAGGACAAAAAGAGCUUAUUGCUGGAGCAAGAAACUACCUCUUCAGAUUGAAGCUUGAGGAUCUCUCUCUAAUACAGGCAGUGGCGUGGCAAUGUGAUGAAGCUACUAAAAGAGCCUGUUACAGUAAAGGCAAAUCAAAGGAGGAAUGCCAGAACUAUAUUCGAGUGCUUCUUGUUGGGGGCAACCAUCUCUUUACCUGUGGAACCAACGCAUUCACUCCAAUCUGCACCAAUCGCACGUUAAGCAACUUGACAGAGAUACAUGACCAAAUCAGUGGCAUGGCUCGUUGUCCCUACAGUCCCCAGCACAACUCUACUGCUCUUCUCACUUCCAGUGGAGAAUUAUAUGCUGCUACAGCCAUGGAUUUUCCAGGAAGGGAUCCUGCUAUUUAUCGAAGUUUGGGGGCCCUUCCUCCUCUCCGAACUGCCCAGUACAACUCCAAGUGGCUGAAUGAACCAAAUUUUGUGUCAUCUUAUGACAUUGGGAACUUCACCUACUUCUUCUUCCGGGAAAAUGCAGUGGAACAUGACUGUGGGAAAACAGUUUUCUCUCGUGCUGCUCGGGUGUGCAAAAAUGAUAUUGGUGGCAAGUUUGUGCUAGAGGAUACCUGGACUACCUUCAUGAAAGCUCGUCUGAACUGCUCUCGCCCUGGAGAAAUUCCAUUUUACUAUAAUGAACUUCAGAGCACUUUCUUCCUGCCAGAACUGGACUUGAUCUAUGGGAUUUUUACCACUAAUGUGAACAGCAUAGCAGCCUCAGCAGUUUGUGUUUUCAAUCUGAGUGCCAUAACUCAGGCCUUUAAUGGACCCUUCAAAUACCAGGAGAACUCUCGCUCUGCUUGGCUUCCAUACCCCAAUCCUAACCCUAAUUUUCAGUGUGGCACCAUGGACCAGGGUUUGUAUGUAAAUCUGACUGAGAGAAAUCUUCAAGAUGCACAAAAAUUCUUCUUAAUGCAUGAGGUUGUUCAACCAGUUAUUCCAAUUCCUUACUUCAUGGAAGACAACAGCCGAUUUUCCCACGUGGUUGUGGAUGUUGUGCAGGGCAAGGACAUGCUUUUCCAUAUCAUCUAUCUUGCCACAGACUAUGGCACCAUUAAGAAAGUACUUGCUCCAAUGAACCAGACUUCAAGCAGCUGCCUGCUCGAGGAAAUUGAACUCCUGCCGAAAAGUCAGCGAGAGCCCAUCAGGAGCCUUCAGAUCCUGCACAGCCAGAGUGUCCUUUUUGUGGGCCUUCAGGAACAUGUGAUUAAGGUCCCCCUGAAGAGAUGUCUCUUUUACAAAACAUACAGUGCGUGCAUUGGAUCCCAAGACCCUUAUUGUGGCUGGGACAUGGUAAUGAAGAAAUGCACAACGCUGGAAGAAAGUCUGAGCAUGAGUCAAUGGGAGCAAAGCAUUACCGUGUGUCCAAUGAGAAAUCUGACAGUGGAUGGACAUUUUGGAACGUGGUCACAGUGGAAACCUUGCACCCACACUGACGGUGCCAGUGUUGGCUCCUGCCUCUGCAGGACACGUGUGUGUGACAGUCCUGCUCCUCAAUGUGGAGGAUGGCUGUGUGAAGGACCAACCAUAGAGAUUGCCAACUGUUCCAGAAAUGGAGGCUGGACACCAUGGACUUCUUGGUCACCUUGUAGCACCACUUGUGGGAUAGGCUUCCAAGUUCGUCAACGUUCCUGCAGCAAUCCAACCCCUCGACAUGGAGGACGAGUCUGUGUGGGACAGAAUCGUGAAGAGAGAUACUGCAACGAGCAUUUGUUGUGCCCCCCUCACGUGUUUUGGACAGGCUGGGGGCCAUGGGAGCGCUGCACGGCUCAGUGUGGAGGAGGGAUCCAGGCACGGCGCAGGACAUGUGAAAAUGGUCCUGACUGUCCUGGCUGCAGCGUGGAAUAUCAGCCUUGUAACACCAACGCCUGCCCAGAGUUAAAAAAGACAACUCCUUGGACCCCCUGGACCCCGGUGAACAUUUCAGACAACGGCGGUCACUACGAGCAGCGUUUCCGAUACACCUGCAAGGCGCGGCUGCCCGACCCAAACCUGCUGGAGGUGGGACGGCAGCGCAUUGAGAUGCGCUACUGCUCCAGCGAUGGCACCAGCGGCUGCUCCACAGAUGGAUUGUCGGGGGACUUCUUGCGUGCUGGAAGAUACUCUGCUCAUACCAUCAAUGGUGCCUGGUCACCCUGGUCUCCGUGGUCUCAGUGCAGUCGUGACUGCAGUAGAGGUAUCCGGAACCGCAAACGGGUCUGCAGCAAUCCUGAGCCCAAAUAUGGGGGACUUCCUUGCCUUGGCCCAUCUCUAGAGUACCAGGAAUGCAACAUUUUGCCUUGCCCAGUGGAUGGAGGCUGGUCUUGUUGGUCGUCUUGGUCAAAGUGCUCAGCAACGUGUGGAGGAGGGCAUUACAUGAGAACCCGCUCCUGCACCAACCCGGCACCGGCGUACGGAGGGGAUAUCUGCCUUGGCCUGCACACCGAGGAGGCGCUCUGCAACACUCAGCCCUGUCCAGACAGCUGGUCCGAGUGGUCCGAGUGGUCUGACUGCGACUCAUCCGGCUCCCAGACCCGCACUCGACAGUGCAUCAUUUUGUUUCCUGUGGGCAGCCAGUGCACGGGCAACACCUCAGAGAGCCGAGCCUGUGCUGUGGACUCCAACUUUAUACCAGAAAUAUCUGUGGCAAGAUCCAGCAGCAUAGAAGAGAAACGAUGUGGCGAGUUCAACAUGUUCCACAUGAUUGCAGUGGGAUUAAGUAGCUCAAUCCUGGGUUGCCUUCUCACCCUGCUUGUUUACACGUACUGCCAGCGAUACCAGCAGCAGUCCCACGACGCGACUGUCAUCCACCCGGUGUCACCCGCCCCGCUCAACACCAGCAUCACCAACCACAUCAACAAACUGGACAAAUACGACUCUGUAGAAGCCAUCAAGGCAUUUAAUAAAAACAACCUGAUUCUAGAGGAGAGAAACAAAUACUUCAAUCCACAUCUUACUGCAAAGACUUAUUCUAAUACCUAUUUUACAGAUUUCAAUAAUUAUGAUGAGUACUAAUGGGCUUGUGUAUUUUUUGGCCUUCUGUAACUCCCCGGUCCCCAAGGCCUGUGCUACUCAAGUGCUCAUGUGAUUGAGGCUUCAGAGAAGAAGUUCAGAGACAUUUCAAGCACGAUCCAAGCCAUCAGUGUCCCAUUGCUGCCCAAACCGCC
Molecule: messenger RNA, 3386 nt
Organism: Cinclus cinclus
Lineage: Eukaryota; Metazoa; Chordata; Aves; Passeriformes; Cinclidae
Gene: SEMA5A
Product: semaphorin 5A
Exons: 21
Coding region: 1-3234 (1077 amino acids)
Biological process (GO): negative regulation of axon extension involved in axon guidance; axon guidance; axon extension
Molecular function (GO): chemorepellent activity; semaphorin receptor binding
Source: RefSeq, a predicted model, not a curated record